This is a messenger RNA of Yamadazyma tenuis ATCC 10573, 1845 nucleotides long. RefSeq names its product malate dehydrogenase (oxaloacetate-decarboxylating) (gene MAE1). Gene Ontology annotation, biological process: pyruvate metabolic process; malate metabolic process. Gene Ontology annotation, molecular function: malate dehydrogenase (decarboxylating) (NAD+) activity; NAD binding. NCBI's taxonomy places the organism in Eukaryota, Fungi, Ascomycota, Pichiomycetes, Serinales, Debaryomycetaceae. Gene Ontology annotation, cellular component: mitochondrion; cytosol. The record is from RefSeq and is a predicted model, not a curated record.
AUGUUGUGUAUGAGAAGAUUGUAUUCAACGAAAUCGGUUCACACCCACACUAUCAAAACCCCCGUGGAUAUAAACGCUGCCAUCGCAUCAUUAAAACCAAAGGUUACUCGUCUUUCAAAUGAUGGGCCCAUCGAAUGUGAUUUGACAGGAUUUCAAUUACUUAAUUCCCCAAUAUUUAACAAGGGGUCAGCUUUUACAAAAGCUGAGCGUAAAGCAUUUGGUUUAACAGGUUUGUUGCCAUCUCAGGUGAAUACAUUGGAUGGGCAAGUUGAUAGAGCUUAUCGUCAGUUUUCUUAUUUGAAGAGUCCUUUAGCUAAAAAUGACUUCUGUACAUCAAUGAGAAUUCAAAACAAAGUGUUAUACUACGAGUUAGUCAGAAGACAUAUAAGAGAAAUGUUACCUAUUAUCUAUACUCCAACUGAAGGUGAUGCGAUUGCUUCGUAUUCGGAUAGAUUCAGAAAGCCUGAAGGAUGUUUCUUAGAUAUCACUGAUCCUGAUAGCAUUGAUGAACGACUUGCUCCAUACGGAGAGGACAAAGAUAUAGAUUAUAUUGUUGUCAGUGAUGGGGAAGGAAUUUUAGGAAUUGGUGACCAAGGUGUUGGGGGUAUUCGUAUAGCCAUUGCUAAAUUGGCCUUGAUGACUUUGUGUGGUGGUAUUCACCCUGGAAGAGUUUUACCGGUGGUAUUAGAUGCUGGUACCAAUAACCAAAAACUUAUCAAUGAUGAUUUGUACAUGGGAAACAAAUUCCCAAGAGUUCGUGGUGAAGAAUAUUGGACUUUUGUUGAUAAAUUUAUCACAGCUGUGAAAAAGCGGUUUCCUAACGCCGUUUUGCAUUAUGAAGAUUUUGGUGUAUCAACAGGAAGAAUAAUGUUGCAUCGUUAUAGAGAUGCUUUACCAUCUUUCAAUGAUGAUAUUCAAGGUACAGGAGCUGUCGUCAUGGCGUCAUUCCUCGCUGCUCUUAAAUUUUCCAACAGAAGGUUACAAGACAGUAGGAUUUUAAUUUAUGGAGCUGGUCUGGCUGGUUUGGGAGUAGCAGACCAAAUUGUAAACCAUAUGGUGAACAUUGGUAUGGAACGUGAGGAUGCUUUGAGCAGAAUCCAUACUAUGGAUAGAAGAGGAUUAAUUUUACAAAGUUUUCCUGAUUCUUCAGAAGGUCAAAUUAAAUAUGCUGACCCGGAUGCUGAUUGGGAGAAUGUUGAUACGAAGAGCUUGGUGGAAUGUGUUCGUCAUGUGAAACCAACCCUUUUGGUUGGUUGUUCUACCCAGGCAGGUGCUUUUACUGAAGAUGUUAUCAAGGAAAUGUAUAAGCAUAAUUCCCAACCAAUUGUGUUUCCAUUGUCUAACCCUACUCGUUUGCACGAAGCUUUCCCAGUGGACGUUAUGAAAUGGACUGAUAAUAAUGCUUUAAUUGCCACUGGAUCACCAUUUGAACCCGUGGAUGGUUACUAUAUUUCUGAAAACAAUAAUUGUUUUACCUUCCCUGGUAUUGGAUUGGGAGCAGUUUUAUCUCGUUGUACUACCAUUUCCGAUACAAUGAUAUCUGCUGCUGUCGACCAAUUGUCGUCCUUAUCACCAAAAAUGGAAAAUCCUAAGAAUGGAUUGUUACCAAGAUUGGAAGAGAUUGACGAAGUUAGUGCUUAUGUUGCGACUGCUGUUAUCUUGCAAAGUUUGAAGGAGGGUAAUGCCAGAGUUGAAUUAGAGACCAAUCCUGAUGGAGAAUUCGUCGAAGUUCCAAGAGACUUCAAAAAGUGCUUGAAAUGGGUUCAAGCACAAAUGUGGAAACCAAUCUACAGACCAUUAAUAAAGGUGGAACACGUUCCAGAGAUACACACAUUCCAGAGUUAA